Molecule: messenger RNA, 1959 nt
Organism: Magnolia sinica
Lineage: Eukaryota; Viridiplantae; Streptophyta; Magnoliopsida; Magnoliales; Magnoliaceae
Exons: 5
Coding region: 603-1739 (378 amino acids)
Biological process (GO): base-excision repair
Molecular function (GO): DNA-3-methyladenine glycosylase activity
Source: RefSeq, a predicted model, not a curated record
CAUUCGCUCCUUUUCCACCCCGUGUCCAGAAAAAUCCCUAGAUCGCAUUUCUCCGCUGCUUCCUUCCCCAGAGUCGCAGAAUCCUUCCGUUCUCAGAUUAGAUCGGAGCGAUUCCUCGCUGCUUUCAGCAGAUUGAGGUUUCGAUCCGUUUCCAAUGCAGGGGUUGCAGCUUUUUCCGGGAUUUCAAAGCCAAUGGCGUGGAUUUAAGAGAAGUAGCAUCUUUUUCAUGGGGAAAACUUGAGAAAAACGCGUUUUAGAGCGAUUUUUGAGCUCCGUAGCUCCAAUUUCAGCAAUGCGGUAUGAAAUCUCUCUUUCUACGGGUUUCUAUGAGCGGAUUUGAAUGUUAGAUGAAAAAUGGCGGCUCGGAGUGGUUGAAUUAGCCCAAGAUUGCUUGUAUUUUUUAAGUGGAUGCUUUUCUAGGGUUUGGUGGGGAGAUCCAUUCAAUUCUGUCAGUACUUCGAGAAGGAUGUGAUUUGAAGGGCUUAAUUGGUAGAUUUGAGUUUUUAGCGGCUGGAUUCAGCCCUAGGUUGGGUAAAAUUGGAGAAAUCGGGGGAUUUCGGCGCGGAAAUCACAGAUCUGAAGAAAAACUCGGAGAUUUUUUUAUGUCAGGAGCUCCGAAGGUGAGGUCGAUGAAUGUGGCGGAUUCGGAAGCAAGGCCGGUCCUCGGACCUGCUGGAAACAAAGCAGGGGUGCUAGUUGCACGGAAACCUGCGUCGAAGCCUUCAAGGAAGGUGGAGAGAGCAGCAGAAGUUGCAGAGGCGGCGGAGGAGAAGAAGAAGACUCCGCCUCCUGCUGUUGUUGCUUCAUCAUCCCCGCCAGAUUUGAUGCAUUCUCUUAGUUUUCCUUCAGCGUUAAGGAGGCAGGAGCAGCUUUUGCAGUCUAAUUUGUCACUCAAUGCUUCUUGCUCCUCGGAUGCUUCAUCUACCUCAGUGCGCAGUCGAGCUUCUACCGGAAGGAUUGUUCGAACAUAUCCUGCACGUCGGAGGAAGCAAUCCAGUCCGAAGCCAGAGAAGAUUGUUUCGGACAGUGUUUCUUCACAGGAAACUCUGCAGGGCAAGAAGAGGUGUGCGUGGGUGACACCAAACACUGACCCAUGUUACGCUGCCUUUCAUGAUGAAGAAUGGGGAGUUCCAGUCCACGACGACAAGAAACUCUUUGAGUUGCUUGUGCUAUCAGGUGCAUUGGCUGAACUUACAUGGCCAGCCAUUCUCAGCAAAAGGCACAUAUUCAGGGAGGUUUUUGCAGAUUUUGACCCUGCUAAUGCUGCUAAAUUGAAUGAGAAGAAGAUCGUAGCACCUGGAAGCACUGCCAGCUCCCUAUUAUCGGAGCCAAAGCUGCGUGCGGUCAUUGAAAAUGCACGGCAGAUAUCCAAGAUUGUAGAUGAGUUUGGAUCUUUUGAAAACUACUGCUGGAGCUUUGUGAACCACAAGCCGAUCGUCAGCUGCUUCAGGUACCCUCGGCAGGUUCCUGUGAAGACUCCUAAAGCGGAUGUGAUAAGCAAAGACCUAGUGAGGAGGGGUUUCCGGUGUGUGGGCCCCACGGUGAUCUAUUCUUUCAUGCAAGCCGCAGGAAUAACCAACGACCAUCUCAUCGGUUGCUACAGAUUCCAGGAGUGCAUCGUCGGAUCGGAAUGUAACGAAGAGGACAAGAGCAAAGCUAAGGUAGAGGAGAAGAAAGAGGAGAACGCUGUGGGUUUGGAAUUGGCAAGUGCUGUCCAUGAGUUGAAUAUCUCACAGUGACUGUUGCAAGUGAGGAUGAGGAAGCCUGGCAGGCAGCGGGAUGGCUCAUAUCAUCCAUGUAUACGAUUUCACGGGCAGGCAGUACAGGCAGGCUGACUACUCUUUCAUAUGGGAUUGCGGAAGGCGGUGGUGGUUUGUGUAUAAAAUGAUUAUGAAUUUUAUGCAUCUUUGUUUGUAGAUUAUGAAGAGAAACAACUGUGUGAAUGCGCCAUAUCAUUCA